Galleria mellonella (greater wax moth) is the source of this 1129-nucleotide messenger RNA. Its product is annotated as spherulin-2A-like. Bases 99 to 995 code for a protein of 298 amino acids. The record is from RefSeq and is a predicted model, not a curated record. The transcript has 2 exons. Lineage: Eukaryota; Metazoa; Arthropoda; Insecta; Lepidoptera; Pyralidae.
UUUUUUCGAUCACUGUCAUUCGCAGCCUUGCUAGGUGUCAGUGAGAACUGUUACAGAGCAACUGGGCGUCACUAUUUCCGACACUACCGCUAUUCAAAAUGGCGGUGUUGUUGCUUUUUUUGUUGCCGUCGCUUGCACUGGCGAACAUUCAAGUGCAAGUCUCUGGUAAAUUCAACGCUGAUGACCCAUCAUCGAUGAGGGUCUACACAUCCGGCAACCAGGUCGGCAUCAUCAGCGACGAAGAGCGGAACACCUUCGAACUUAAUGAUAACAACCUCAAGAACAGCGUGCGCUCCUACUUCGGACUUCGUCCUGACGACGCGUUCCUUCGGAGUCCAACACCAUGGGGCGAUUUGUACAAGACCUAUGGCUGGAGCCAGGUCGCCAGAACCCUGGAGCCACGGAACGGCAAAAUACUGAAGAUCACCUCCAAACCGGUCAUCGUUUUGGAGCAAAUCUUCGAGAAUAACAGCUCUAAACCGGCUCUCUUCAACGUUGGGAUCUCACAGACCGUUGAGAAUACUGUCUCGUCUUCAUGGAGCAAGGGUGGCGAAUUGUCCGUCGGCCAGGAGAUAAACUAUGGAUUCGAUAUCGAAGUUGCGAACGGAGGAGGCACUACAUCUCUCUCUUACACUUCCUCGUUUGGCGAGAACACUGAGAAAUCUGAGAGUGUCACUGUUGGCGCGUCGUCAGCCAUGGAAAUCCUCCUGCAGCCUGGUCAAGUUGUUGUCGCUUCAUUGCAAGCGACCAGAGGUUAUAUACAAGUCGAAAUCGAGUAUGAUGCUUCGUUGAACGGCCAGUCAGCUGUGAACUAUGCCGAUACGUUCAAAGGACACCACUUCUGGGCAUUAGACAUCAGGGCCGUGAUGUCCAGCGGUGGACUUAGCAACAGUAAGGUGUCCAAGGAAACAAUCACCAUCGGUUUCUAUUCGAACUCUAAAGUUGUCGUACUAGACAAGAAUUAUGGUAACAAAAUCAUGGAAUUAGAAUGUUAAACUCGUGUCAUUAAAUAAAUAAAGUUUAAGUUGAUUAUUGUUUAGUUUUUUAACUUAUUUCUAAAGCGAUACAUAGAAUAGAAUGUGCCUCGUUAAAAAAUUUACUUAGUAAUAAAAUAUGGCUAAAUAUAUAA